AUGGCAAGUGAUCUCGGCCAGGCUUGCCGUUGUCCAGUGUGCUCCCGCCGGCUCUCAGGUCCGCUUGCCUGGCGCCCGGGUGCUGUGAGUCUCGCUGUGCUGGAAUCGGCACCCCAGCUGCGAGUUCCAAACCUUGCAGGGCGUGCCCCGCAGGAGGUGCAGGCAAAACCUCCGGAGGAGGUGCGUCGGCCACCAGCGGUUCCCAGGCAAAGCCUGCAUCCGCCCACGGCCUGCCAGCCAGAAAGCACAGGUGCUUCAGCUCUUGGGGCCUCGCAGCCUUUGGUUGUUGUGGUGCUUCCCGAGGCACGUAGCGGCUAUGCAGCUGCUCCUCUGCAGACCGCCUGUGUGGGCGCGAUGGCAGAUGGAUGCUGCAAGGACAAUGCUAGCAGCCAGUCCUCCGAGGCCCGCCGCAUCAGCUUGUCUUCAGCUUCUCACGCCUCCUGUGCGGGCCCUACGGUCGAGCCAUGCCUCUUGGGCAACGUUGGCGUGCAGUCACCAGAGGCACCUGGCUGCGUUACAGCGGCAACUCCUGGGCCAUCUCCACCGCUGGUUAGUGAGAGUCUGGACCUGAGUGAAGGCUUCCUGCCUCUUGGGCACUGCGCCAGCACGGAGGAAGUCGCACACCUCCUGGAGCCUCUGGCUCCACCCGAGGCUGCCAAGCAGGCGGCCUGCCUCGAGCCUCCUGAUCCGCUGGAGGAGCUGCCAUCCCCGCGGAGUGCCCCCUCCGAGUCCUCUGGGAGCCCGCGUCUUCCAGUUGCCUCGCUGGCGAAGGAGGCCUCAACGUCGUCCCAGGAGGUCCAGCUGCAGCUGCCUCGGGCUGCGCCACUGUCGGAUUCGCCUAGGAUGCGCCACGAUGCGGCGGCUCAGGUGCCAAGUCCAAAAGCAGGCGCCCAAUGGUGGCUCCGAGAGGCUCAGCGACGUGCUGCUGAGCGUGCCAAGGCGGCAGCUGAACCGCGAGAGCGAGUCUACCGUGCAGCUGCCUCGAUAGACGCAGCCAUGCGCCUCUCCAGGCGACCGCACCGGCCGCCCACAGCCGUCCGAGACCAUUUGUAG
Molecule: messenger RNA, 1053 nt
Organism: Symbiodinium pilosum
Lineage: Eukaryota; Dinophyceae; Suessiales; Symbiodiniaceae
Source: the annotation of a GenBank genome assembly